Molecule: messenger RNA, 2147 nt
Organism: Klebsormidium nitens
Lineage: Eukaryota; Viridiplantae; Streptophyta; Klebsormidiophyceae; Klebsormidiales; Klebsormidiaceae
Source: the annotation of a GenBank genome assembly
CACAAUUCUGUGCCAGCUGCCAGCUGAGCAGUAGUAGAGGGGGGCGAUUGACUUGGGUCACUGCAUUUGGCUUUCGCCACUCAAAUUGGAGCUUCCUUGAAGCGCUGUGCCUCAUCACAAAGAAAGUAUCUCUCCAUGGACUCUCCAACUGUGGUGACAGCGCCAGCCGCUGAGGCAGAAGUUGCAGAACUCAAGGCCGAGGAAAGUGCUCCGCAAGCGGAGCAGAAAGGGGUACAAUCGAAGGGCUUAGCAACCACAAGUGAGAUGAAGGUGCAGACCUCGGAGAUUGAGGAGGAACCUCUGGCAUCAGAGAAGAAUGUGCUGCAGCCAUUGCUCAAAUCUGACGCUGCCAGCGCCCAAGUGCCUGCCCAACUGUCUCCCAAUUCAGGAGGCUGGGGCUGGGGCCUAUUGGCCAGCGUAGCAAAGGCCGCGGAGAACUUCACGGAGGCGGCUGUGGAAACUGCCAAAGAAGCCGCAAAGAGCGUGGCUGAGCUGCAGACAACACUUGUAGAGUCUCUUGAGGGCGAGGCUAAUCAAGCACCUGCAACGGAAGGUGAUGCCCCAGUGACGAAAAAACUUGAUGCGGCAGAGACAAAGGGUGAAGCUGAAGACAAAAGUCUCCCUGUAAAGGGGGCCAGUGAGAGCGAAGAAGAUAAGCGACGGCAGGCUGCGUUGGACAAGCUGGGGAAUGCGAGCAAAGACUCCUUCCUUGGACAUGGCCUGAAGGUCCUGGACGACUCGGUUGAGAAUCUCGCACUGAAUGCAAUGGCUGCGUUUGGGAGUGCGUGGAAAGGCUCUGUGAACAUCGUACAUCAACUGGAGCAGCAGGCGGAGGCUUUGGCAGAGUCUGAGAAAGUCAAGUCAGGGCUGAAGAGUGGCAGUGGGGUGCUGGCCAAGAGCACCGCAGUGUUUGAGGGCAUUGGACGCCGCACCAUGGAGUUGCUGGCUGAAGAGACUGGCAUCGAGCUGGAGAAAGACGAGAACGAGAAGGCCGUUGAAGACAAGCACGACGAGGAGGCAGGGGAGGAGGUGACCUUCGACAGAUGCUUCUACAUCUACGGGGGUCCCGAGCACCUCGAGGAGCUAGAGGCCCUGUCCAACCACCACGCUCUCAUGUACAACCGCGCCCGGGCAAAGCUUGCGGGCGAUAAGAGGGCGGCCCUGGAAGCCACGCUCAAGGAGUUGCAGAAGCUCCUGACAUUGGAGGCGGAGGAGGGGUCUGCAAAGAGCGCAGCAGGAAAGAAGGACGACGAGGAAGAGGGAGAGAGGGAAGCCGAGAUCCGGUCGCUCCGGGAAGCCGGCAUCAGCCAAGCCACGGACAUGGCUUCCACGUUCACGACGUCACUGGGCAGCGCUUCGAGCGACGCCGCCAGUCAGCUGGAGGAGGUCUUGAACAAGGCGACCGAGCGACUGGAAGAGAUCAAAGGCGAAGGUGUCCACCGACUGUCCGAACUUUGCGCGCUGUGCAUCUCGCACUUGCUUCUGUUGGGCGAGGCCGUCUUGAAGACGGGUUCAGGCGAAGGCGCAGAAGCACUGACACCGUCGAAGGGGACACCGCUGAGGGUCGAGUGGCCGGAGGACGUCGUCAAGCGCGCCGAGCUGAUCAAGGAGCGCGCCAGAUCGAUGCUGCGAGAUAUCGAGUUGUUGUCGGACGCCUUCACGACGUCCAUCUCGGAGGUUGUCAAGGCCUACGAGACGGUCUCCUCCAGCUCUGCCUCCGCUGCCGAAACCGGGGACGCUUCAGCGACCAAGUCUUCCCCGCUCGAUGAGAAGCUCGCUGCGCUCAGUGGCGACCUGGAGAGCGACACGCAUACUGCGGUUGGGAAGCUGCAGGACGGUUUGCAGUUCCUCGUGUAUCCUGUUGUGUCAACAUCAAUGAAAGGGUGAAGUUGAGCAAAAAUGGCAUAGCAGAAAGCUAGUUUGAGGUGAUUCCCCAACUACUCUAUUGGUGGUAAUCUCCUUGUGAAUACUGUCCUGGGAUUCUGGAAGGUAGACUUACCAUACACGUCCUGCUCUCUGACAAUUCUGAUUGCUGUACACAAUUCUAUGAUUCAGCAGGAUGUAUAAUGUGACGGGCUACUUGUGAACAGUCAAGCUGGCCGCCCAUCUUUGGUCUUCAUUAUUCAAUUCCAGGACUAGCAUCUCAG